Miscanthus lutarioriparius is the source of this 360-nucleotide messenger RNA. The record is from the annotation of a GenBank genome assembly. NCBI's taxonomy places the organism in Eukaryota, Viridiplantae, Streptophyta, Magnoliopsida, Poales, Poaceae.
AUGGCGGCCGCACAGCAACACGGACGGGGGACGGCCACUGGCUGCUGUGCAUCGGUGAGAGUUGUCCAGCAGCGCCAUGACGCAGGUAGCCGAGAAGCUGAUGCCGUCCCCAUCUGUCCUGACCCCGACACUCUCCAAGUCCAACUAAGCACCUACGCCGCACUUAGGAGCUGCCCCCAUGCUCUACAGCGGCUGUGCGCCACAGUGAGACUGGGCUGCCAGCGGCACUGCGCAGGCCUCUAUUUGCUGGCCGCUUCUGCUGCUCUUGCUGAUUUGCCUCUGCUGUUCUGCGUCUCUGAAACAUGUGCUGGUGUCCUCAAGGAAAAUAAGACAUUUCUUACACCUGUCUUUUGCAAUUAA